CGCCGCGGCGCUCGGAGCCUCAGGCCGCCCCGGGAUCCCGAGCUCUCCGCCGCAAUGGCUUCGGCGGACAUGUUCCCCAACGUGUCCUUCUCCGACGUCAACGCCGCCGCCGCCUCGGAGGAGGCUGGCGGCGCCGGCGGCAAGGCCGUGUUCGGCCUGGACGCCGCCUCCGGGGCGGCGCGCCUCAGCCUCGUCAGGACCGGGGCGGACCAGGCGAUGGAGAUCGGCAUCUCCCUCUCCGACGCGCAGAUAUUUAAGCUGGGGCGGACGGAGUGGCUGUGCGUGAGCGGCGAGACGGAGGCUAAGCCUGGCGUGGAAGAGAAAUUAUUUUCAAGAGCAAUUAAGGUUGUUCUUAGGUCAGAAGCUGAGAGCAAAGCCUUCUCUCUAGCUUUUCAACGAUGGAAACAACAAAUCACUAGUGGAAAACCUGGUGAACCCUUGGAAAAUGGAUCAAUAAUGGUUUCUAAAAGCAAAUUUGAUACAAAAAUUGAGGCAUCUUCAGCACAGAUGUAUUUCCACUACUAUGGCCAACUAUUACAUCAACAAAAUAUGUUGCAAGAUUUUGUGAGGACAGGGACAUACUAUGCUGCUGUAAUGGAAAACCGAUCCGACUUUGAGGGUCGGGUUGUGGUUGAUGUUGGAGCUGGUAGCGGUAUUCUUUCGUUAUUCGCGGCACAGGCUGGUGCCAAACACGUGUAUGCAGUUGAGGCAUCUGAAAUGGUUGAACAUGCCCAGCGGCUUAUUUCAGGGAACCCAUCGCUCGGACAACGAAUCACGAUCAUCAAAGGCAAAGUUGAGGAUGUCGAACUUCCAGAGAAAGCUGAUAUACUGAUUUCCGAGCCUAUGGGAACCCUUUUGGUGAAUGAGAGGAUGCUAGAGUCCUACGUUAUAGCUAGGGACAGAUUCCUUGCUCCGGAUGGUAAAAUGUUUCCAACGACGGGAAGGAUUCACAUGGCUCCGUUUUCUGAUGAAUACCUUUAUGUUGAAAUGGCAAACAAGGCUCUCUUUUGGCAGCAGCAUAACUUUUUUGGUGUUGAUCUUACACCCUUGCAUAGUUCCGCGUUCGACGGAUAUUUUUCACAGCCUGUGGUGGAUGCGUUUGAUCCAAGAUUAUUGAUUUCUCCACCCACAUAUCAUACUCUUGAUUUCACUAAAAUGAAGGAAGAGGACCUUUACGAAAUUGAUAUUCCUCUAAGUUUUGUAUCCUCUGUUGGCACUAGGGUGCAUGGGCUAGCUUGUUGGUUUGAUGUAUUGUUCAAUGGAAGCACUGUGCAAAGAUGGCUUACCACUGCUCCAGGUUCCCCUACAACUCACUGGUACCAGUUGCGAUGCGUACUUGCGCAGCCAUUGUACGUUAUGGCUGGCCAAGAAAUAACAGGGCGACUUCAUCUUGUCGCCCAUAGUGCACAAAGCUACACAAUAUACUUAACACUGUCAGCCAAAAUGUGGGGUGUGGGUGCGGAGCAAGGCGGCAUCCUUCAGACAUCCACAGCAAAACUUGAACUUAAGGAGCCGUAUUACAGGAUGUCUCAACCUCAGCAAUAUAUGCCACAAGACCAACAGCAGCCACUAUCAUCUUUGCAGGCUCAAGGAUCUGAACAGCAGAUGCAAGAUGGGCUAAGCCCUGGCAUCACAGUAGAACAGGAGAGAGAGACUGCAGCUUUCACUCGAUAGGGAGGAAACGUGAGGUGCAUGCUUUGCUUCCUGCAACGAGCUCAGGUCCGUACAACAAUAUGCUUCUGCUGGAUGUUCCCAUGUGUAGCUCCCAAUGGCUAACAUCGCGUCCAGUGUGGUGGUAGAUCAUUGUGUCAAAGUUGUGCAGCGCUGCAGCUAAUUGUGCUUGCGGUUGCCUGGUUAUUUAAUGUCAGAAAACAAUAAGAGUAUCUGAUCAGACGUGAAAUUGGAGGUAGAAGGCAUCUAACAGGGAAGAAGGUUGUAUGUUCUUAUGUAUAAUUCUAUUAUUCUGAGUUGUUGGUUGCAUUUUUUUAAA
This is a messenger RNA of Lolium rigidum, 1990 nucleotides long. RefSeq names its product probable histone-arginine methyltransferase CARM1. Gene Ontology annotation, molecular function: protein-arginine N-methyltransferase activity. Gene Ontology annotation, biological process: peptidyl-arginine methylation. The record is from RefSeq and is a predicted model, not a curated record. Bases 55 to 1674 code for a protein of 539 amino acids. Lineage: Eukaryota; Viridiplantae; Streptophyta; Magnoliopsida; Poales; Poaceae. The transcript is spliced from 15 exons.